AUGGCAUCCAAGGGACCGGAGUGUUCAAUAUGUUAUGAAGGUUACAAUUGCGAAAAAAAAUGUCCUCGGUUGCUGAGUUGUGGACACAGCUUUUGCUCAAGCUGCUUGGAGAGACUACUUCAUGGUAUCACCAUUGAUUGUCCCACAUGCAGAAAUCCAGUUGUAGUCCCUUCUGGAGUCCAAGGUCUGUUAAAGAAUUUUGCGCUGCUGGACAUCGUGAAUCAAGCACCCAAAGAGCAAGCUGGAAAUACAGGUCAUACAGGCUCGCAGGAUUGUGAAACUUGUCCUGAGAAACACCCAGCGACUUUCUUUUGCUUGGACUGCAAAGAAAACAUGUGCAAGACUGCAGCUCAGUUUCAUACUCGCAACAAGGCAAGUCGUGAGCAUCGAGUUGUUACCUUCAAGGAACUGAAAGCAAACCCUCAGCUUGCUUUUGCUUCUGUUCUCUGUCCAGAGCAUAACGAUCAAUUCCGCUUUUUCGACGAAGAAUGUGGUCGUGUUAUUUGUAGGGACUGCUACGCCCUUGAUCAUAGUGGACACAAGUGUGUAGUAGUAGCUGAAGCUGCUUCAAAAUACCGACAGGAGAUGGAGCCGCUUGUCACCAAAGCCAGCUCUCAAGUCGAAAAGAUUGAAGCUGCUAAAGAUCAAGUUAUGAAAGAAGUUGAUUUUAUGGAGGAAGCUUACGAAGAACGGCGUUCUGAAAUUCAAAGCUUUUUUAGAGACGUAAGGCAUAUCUUCGUCAUUGGCUCGAAAGAUCGAGAAGGAGCAAACACUAUUCCUAAGCAUUUACGAGUUAUAAUCAGCAUUUUGUCUACCGAAUGGCGUUUCAUGCUGGUGGUUAGAUAAAGCUCAACAUUAUAUUCUCGACAUGGAAUUCAGAAACCAGUGAAUUGUUAAUACUUAUCCUUAACUAAGACCAAUGAUUUAGAUAUUUAAGGGUAGGUUGCCCCUUGAACAUGAUUAUUGAACCUCGUAGCUACUGUUAGCCUCCCACGCAGACGCGAGGCGUGACGAAGCUCCAAAAACUGAACGUUUGCGUUAGAGGCUACCUCGUAGCAUAUGUGAAGACGUCUCCCAUUUCCCUUGUACGCUGGCUACGCACCUCGGAACGCACCUAUCCAGCGUUUUUUGUCUGGAUUGUUUGUGUGGCAUAGAUCCGUGGAUUUUAUUAUUAAGUGUGUGUUUACUUUUUUAUGUUUAUAGCUUCAUUCCGCACUAUCUAACCGAGAGCAAGUUUUGAUGAAUAAGUUGUUCAGUAUAUAUCAACCCAAGGUAUCCAUCCUAUCUGGGCAGCUAGAACGGUUGCGAGUAAACCAAACAUUUUUAGAGGAUGCACUUCAACGGGCAAAGUCCUCCAUCCAAUCUCCGAGCGAUGUUCAGUUCCUUCUCAGUAGGUCAGAUAUAGUCUCUACGCUCGAGACUGAAGAAAGCUACUCAAUGGUGCUUGAACCAGAGGCCCAGUUUUUGCCGGAGUUCACCAAGGAAAAAAAGGACAGAAAGGUGAGAAUUCAAAUUGUGAUUAUAGUUGUUAUCCAUGAAUUAGCAUGGGACCAGACUAACGGUUUUCUUCGGGAACCAUUCUUUUCUCUGGGAUAAAUAGACGUCUAGCAGAUACUUUUCACAUAACAGUUGUUAUCUACCCUGGCCCAAGACGUUUUUCUUGAAAAUUUUCUCCGCGUAAGAGAGAACGAGCUGCACAAAGCGGCAAACUGGAACCAGCUGUCAUUCGUCGAGUAGUAUUUAUACCUGUUCUUGCUAUGUUUUUAGGCCGUAGUUAGGAUAUUUCUUUUUCACAAAACGUGUGAAAUUUUCCACCAUUCUCUCCAGCUCUACCAAAAGAGCCUGAGCUGAGCAAACACAACCUCUUCCCCAGGGCUUCACGGUUGUCUACCUCUUUCUGCAGUUAUCCUGUACCAUUGAUGCCUUUUUUGGGAGAUAUCGCAAAUGUCGUCCAAAUCUUUGGUCAACACUAACUAGUUCUGAAGAAUUUGCCGAGGAUUUGAGCCAAUUAUUAAUCUCUUUUUUCAAUAUAGUGGAUGCAACGUGCGUUGCCUGUAUAGACUAUGUGGGAAGCUGGGACUCAGUAUGACGUCAGUAUCACGUGUUUUCGUUUUGGGCAAAUCCCACCCCCCACGAGCUUUUCUCUUGCUCGAAGAUUCUGAGUUUUUUUCUGAUGUUGUCUCUGCUUGUUAUUCUGAGAAGCUGCAUUGCUAGUCUGAGGGUUUUGAAUUAUGAUGUUGAAGAUCACCUGAAGAAAAUCUACGAUUUUGGUGUGGGCCAGCUUUGCCCACAGUCGUUGCCCAUGAUCGAUUAGUACAGGCACACUGUGCGGUCCUGGGACCUUGUUAGGGGUCACGUGACCCCUGUCGUGUUGUUCUGCUGUCCGAACCAUGUUGCUGUUGACUCGUUGUGUUCCGUGAGAGUAUUUAAGCUGUGUAGUCGCUCGAUACACUACAUUUUUGGCGACGAGGAACGUGUACGGACGCCCACUGCAAGAUAGGCAAAGGAAGGGAAGUCUACGUGAAUCAUGCCCACGUUUGGGAAGUUGGACGAGUACAACGAAACUGAAGAUUGGCGCCAUGACAUGGAGCGUGUAAACCAUUUCUUCGGAGCGAAUGAAAUCAUAGAUCCUGACAAGAGGAGAUCCAUUUUUCUGGUUUGUGUGGGAGCGAAAACCUAUAAACUGGUGGGAAGUUUGGUUGCCCCAGAAGAUCCAAAGGAUAAAAGCUAUGAGGAUUUAGCAAAAAUCCUCCAAGACCAUUUCAUGCCUAACCUUCGGCUGUUGUUCAGCGAUUCAAGUUUAACACACGCUCUCAACAACCAGGUGGGACAGUUGUUUUUUUUUUAGCUGAAUUAAGACACCUGUCUGAAGACUCUGAAUUCGGAAUUACGUUAGACGAGAUGCUUCGUGAUCGGCUGGUGUGUGGUGUUCGUGAUAUCAGAAUACAGCGCCGAUUGUUAACGGAACCCAAAUUAACAUUGAAACCUGCACUUGAUCUAUCUCUCGCCAUUGAAGCAGCAGAUAAGGAUGCUUCAGAGAUACAGAAGGCAGACGGUCAGGGAGGGGAUGCUUCUGUCAACAAAGUAGACGUCAAAGUUAAUAAGGGAAGCGAAGUUAAGUGCUCUCGUUGUGGCGGCAACCACUACCCCAAAGGCUGUCAUUUUAAAGAUGCCAAAUGCUAUUGUUGUGGUAAAGUUGGCCAUUUAGCUCUAUUUUGCCCAGCUAAAAAAAAGGGAAAACAACCACAGCCAGUUAAUGAGCAGAAAUCAAGCAAAUCCGAGCCUACCAAUCUUCUUGAAGGUGCCAUGCAAACACCAGGGGAGGAACAGGGUGUGGGUGCAUAUUCCUUGUUUAACUUUGGCAGUCAACGCCCAUUACCCUACAAAGUACAGCUAAGUGUUGCUGGGCAACCCCUUGAAAUGGAAGUUGACACGGGGGCCUCCUUGUCUGUGAUUAGCGAGGAACUAUACAACUACCUUUUUUCAGCAGGUCAAGCACCCCAACUUGAAGAGUCAGGAAUUGUCCUUCGCACAUAUACCGGGGAAGAGGUCAAACCUAAAGGGUCUUGUUCUGUGAAUGUGUGUUAUGACAGGGUUGAAUACUCCUUGCCGCUUUUGGUUGUAGGCGGCAAGGGGGCACGGGGCCUGCUUUGCUAGGUAGGAACUGGCUCGAGAAAAUCAAGCUAAAGUGGCCCAUAAUUAAACAACCUUCGUCACACAAUAAGCGACUGGAAGAGAUUUUGCAAAAACAUGCCCAGCUGUUCGAGGAGGGGCUUGGAACUCUACAAGGGACAAAGGCCAAAAUCCAUGUUGACCCCACAGCUACCCCUAUCUUCCAUAAAGCAUGCUCUGAGGGAGAAAAUUGAACAAGACCUAGAAAGACUUGAAAGGGAAGGGACCAUUGAACCAGUCCAGUAUUCCGAGUGGCCACCCCGAUUGUCCGUGUCAUGAAGAGUGAUGGCACUGUAAGAGUCUGUGGAGUCUAUAAGCUUACUGUUGAUAAAGUGUCAAAACUGGGUGGCUAUCCUAUCCCCAAGCUUGAUGAUCUGUAUAGGAAAUUAGUUGGAGGUCAAACAUUUACUGAGCUAGAUUUAAGCCAUGCCUAUGAACAGAUGCUUGUGGAUGAGAACUCUAAGGAAUUUUUAACGAUUAACACACAUAAGGGCCUGUACAGGUAUAACCGACUCCCUUACGGGGUAGCCUCGGCACCAGAGAACCAUGGAGGGUUUUCUUCAAGGAAUCCCUUCAACGGGUGUUCUGUUAGAUAACAUCCUUAUUACAGACCGCAGUACUGAAGAGCACUUGGACGACCUCGAGAGAGUUUUGACUCGCCUCUCGGAAGCUGGUCUACGACUCAAGGCAGUAAAGUGUCAAUUCAUAAAGCCAGUUUUGGAGUGCCUGGGGCACCGAGGUGAUGCAAAGGGGUUUCAUCCUGUUGAAGCAAAAGUGAAGGCCCCAGCACCGAAAAACACCACUGAGCUGAAGUCGUUCCUUGGUAUGCCUAACUUCUGUGGGAAGUUCAUACCUAACCUGUCGUCCAUUCUGGAACCACUACAUAGUUUGCUGAGGAAAGAUGUUGUUUGGAAGUGGGAGGUGGAAACAGCAAGAAGCAUUUGAUAAAGCCAAAAACCAGCUUCAAUCAUCAAACGUACUAGUACAUUAUGAUCCUGAGAAAGAGUUGGUGGUAUCCUGUGAUGCAUCACCCCACGGUGUUGGUGCAGUUCUAUCCCAUGUUAUGGAAGAUGGAUCGUCAGAGAGACCUGUAGCAUACGCCUCGCUUACAGAGGAACUGCGGUCAUCUAGAUAAAGAAGCACUAGCUGUAGUUUUUGCUGUGAAAACAGGGGUGGAUCCAGAGUAGUUCAAGUGAUUUCCAGAAAUCACUCAAAUGUUUCCAAACCUGCGUUUGUUAUUUCUCAGGUUCUUUAUUGUAGUUCAAGAAAUCAAUUAUCCUUCUUGUUUCAUUGUUUAUUAUGAAAUAAAACAAAGAAAAAAGCGUCACAUCUCGUUAUUCCGUCGAUCACACAGCAAACGAAGCCCUUCCCGAGCGAAUUCGACGAGUCUCCGUUCGCGCGUAUUCGUCCUUUGUCGAUACUUCCGAGAACAACGCGACAAAAUUCGUUGGCACGACCGGAGAAAGUUUGUACCCAGCGGGUGGGACUGGAUGGUAUAUGGAUUUUGUCACAAAUCACUCAAAAACCACUUCGAUUGGCCAGAAACAUUCACAUUGUCUUGCGAAUUACUCAAAGUCGGUUGUGAUUGGCUAUUCAGGCCGCAAACUACCGUGGAAACUACUGACAAUCGUAUAUAAAGGCAAGCCUCUCCCUAGAAAUCCCUUCGUUUGUUCUUGUUGAGUUCCGAUUUAAUAGAGUUCAUCGUUAACUUGCCACGGAGGAAAACCAGAUUUUGAUUUACAACCAUGGUUCGAGGCGAUCCAGUUUGUUGGAAGGAGGGCUGUUCUCAGUACUGUACUGAUUUGGUUUACUUUUCAAGGAAAUCAGCUGAUAUUCGGACCAAGACAAGCUCAAGUUCAUAGAGAAUGUGUGGAACGGUCAACCAGGUGAGCUAUUUGACUUCCCAGUGUCAGUGGAAUGUUCGAAUUCUCUCCGUCAUUUUGUGUGGAGCUGGCUGAAAAGAUUUCCCCGGCUAGCAUACUCUAAAUAUCUAGAUGGUGCAUUCUGUUUACCGUGUGUUUUUUUUUUGGAGUCCAGUGUGGGCGAAAUUCGAAUAAAUUAGACAAAUUGUACAAGACUCCACUCACACUUUAUUUCUAUUUUUUUAUUUUCCUAUUUUAUAAUUUUUGAUGAUACACUAGCGAGCAGCACACAUACACUUCCAGUGAACAUUUUCAACUUGGAAGGAGGAGAAACCAUGCUCGCCCGAGACAACGAAAAUUUUCGUGGACUCAGUCGCCUACCCGUUUUGGAUUUCCCGGGGUCCACACCCAUCCCAGGGGACAUUGUAAACGUCCUAGAAACUAUCAACACCAGCCCAGUAGAUGCUACUAGGAUAAAAUUGUGGACAGCCCGCGAUCCAGUGCUUUCCCAAGUACUACAGUGUGUUCUUCAAGGAUGGCCUUCAGAGGUAGACGAAGAAGCCGUGAAGCCCUAUUUUAUUAGAAGAGAAGAAUUGAGUGUACAUGCUGGCUGCCUCUUAAGGGGAGCUUGGGUCAUAGUACAACCUCAAGGGAGAGAAGAGGUGUUGAACAUAUUACACGACACUCACCCGGGAAUAGUCAAAAUGAAGAGUUUAGCCAGGAGCUAUGUAUGGUGGCCAAAAAUGGACACAAAUUUAGAAGAGAAGGUGAAAAGUUGCGUUACUUGUCAGAGUCACCAAAAGACCCCUCCGUGUUCGCCAUUACACCCUUGGGAAUGGCCGGGCCGCCCUUGGUCGCGAGUGCACGUAGAUUAUGCGGGACCUUUCAUGGGAAAGAUGUUCUUGCUGAUCAUUGACGCCCAUUCUAAGUGAAUGGAUAUCCACUGUGUGAACUCUGCCACCUCCAGUGUGACCAUAGACAAGAUGAGGUCAACUUUCGCUUCACAUGGUUUACCAGAGAUUGUAGUGUCCGAUAAUGGAUCCAAUUUUGUGAGCAGUGAAUUUAAGUCAUUUUUGCAAAAAAAUGGUAUCAAGCACAUUACCUCAGCACCUUACCAAACAAGUACAAAUGGUCUGGUUGAGCGAGCGGUGCAGACCUUUAAGCAAGGGAUGAAGAAACAAGGUGACGGUUCUGUUGACACCAAGUUGGCUCGUUUUCUUCUAAGCUACUGGAUUACCCCGCAAAGCACUACUGGUGAAUCUCCAGCUCAGUUACUGUGGGGACGUAGUCUUAGGUCUCACCUCGAUCUGCCGCGACCGGAUGUAGCGACAAGGGUGCAUUCGGCUCAGUCUAGACAAAAGAAACAGCAUGAUCAGCAUAGCCGAACGCGCGGAGUGAAGCUUGGUGAUGCCGUGAGUGUCCGAAAAUACUCCUGGGGGUCGAAGUGGGUCCCUGGAACUAUCAUCCAGGAAACCGGCCCUCUUUCGCGAGUCGAACUAGAAGAUGGAAUGGUAGUUCGGAGACAUCAUGACCAAUUAAUUUCUCCUUUUGCAGAGCCUCUUUGCCCCAGUCUAACAGCUCAAAGGGCAGGCCAUAACAAAGAGGGAAGUCUUGUUCUGGAGGUUGCAGUACCCGAUGUGAAUAGCCUUGAAGUAACCUGUAGGGGGUUGGAGUCACCCACUACACCCGAAGACCCAAGCUUAGUCCCUGCCAUCCCGGUGCGACGAUAUCCAGUUAGGGACCGAAGACCACCACAGCGUUAUUACUGAUGGACCCCUCCUGCCCCCAUGAACAUUUAGUUCAAGGCGAGAUGCCACAUAUUGUUUAGGAACUUGAGGGGGAGGAAUGUGCGUUCCUGGGACCUUGCUAGGGGUCACGUGACCUCUGUCGUGUUGUUCUGUUAGUCCGAACCAUGUGUUUGUUGACACGUGUUCCGUGAGAGUAUUUAAGCUGUGUAGUCGCUCGAUACACUACACACACCAAAAUGCAUUUCUCAGUUCACAACUAUAUUUCUCUACGAGCUCAUCCAUUAGUUGCUUAAAAUGUGGUUGUCGCAAGGUCAAUUUUAUUUUAAAACUGCUAAGAAACAGAACAUCAAGUGAAAGAUGACUAAGCGUACCAAGUAAAUCGUUUUUUAGUAAAUGAGCUUUUCAAAAUUGAAUUUGUAAAGAAUGUAAAAUGCAACGAUCUCUUUCAGCCUAUCAAGUACCGUUACUACAAGAGUAUAGAGACGAUUAUCCAGAGCGUAGGAGAGAUCAGUGACAUAUCAACCUGUGCAGCAAACACUACUGCAACUGGCCCAGGAAUAACAGCUGCAUACCCUGGAAGGAAAGCGACAUUCACUAUUACUUCUCAUGACAGCCGAAACGUCCAACGCAAGCUUGGUGGCGACGUUUUUGAGUUGAAACGGGAACCAGAGGUGGGAGGAGAUGAAAUAAAGGUAGAGUUAAACGACCGAAAGGAUGGAACUUACUUGGCAGAAUAUACUGUGGACAAGUUGUAUGGUAAAUUGACAUUGUCUGUGUGCUUGCGAGGUGCACACAUUAAAGGCAGUCCUUUUGCUGUAAAUAGUGUUUAACCUCUUAUUCGUUCUCAGUGUCCUCCACCUCCGUCAUGGCCGAUACAAAUGAACUACGGUCAUUUUUGACGAAGCGCGAGGGACCACGAGAAGAAGAUAGAAAAGGCAUUGCUCGCUUUCUCCUUCCUGAUUUUAAUAUGACGAGUGGCCGGUAUCAGCAACGAGGCAGGUUAGACCUUUUUAGCAGGCGGCGCAACUCGCUCAAAGAGAAUUGUUGAGUACCAGCCCCUUGUUAAGUUUUGAAAGUGUGCAACUCAUACCACUGGUACACCGUGUGAGAAAGUGAAAUAGUAUUUAGUAUUUCUUAGCUGCAUCUUAUUAAGGAAACAGGAGAAUUUCUGCAGAGAGGGCGCUUUUUAAACUGGUACAACUCGUACAAGUAAAGCAAUUGGCGAAACCUCAACAACACCGAGCACAAUACACGUGGUUUAUUACAACAUAGAUUGUCAAAAGUUACUGUUCUUGGACGGAUUACCAAAACUGCAUGUGGAGGUUACUUCACUCUUCUUUUAGAAAAAGGCUCUUUUAUGAGCUACCACAUUAAGAUUAGUAGAUGUGAUCCAAUAUCAUACAGCCAAAGAACUACAUUCAACUUUAUCAUAAACCCACGGCUUUCCGUUUGCUUGUAGAGCCAGUGCGGGAGGUUUGGAUCCCCCUCCCCCUGGGUACAAAGAUUGUUACCCGUUGCACGACUCGCACGACUCCUGCUACCUCGUUACUUUUGAAUCCCCGUCAACACUUACAAGAUGCAGUUUCGCCAGUUGUAUGACUCGUACGUUUAAGAGUAGUUAUAGGUGAAUAAAAUGGUAAUAUAGUUCAGUGAGAACUAGCACAACAGGUAACUGGGAACCUUAAUAGAAAUAGGUGAAUUGCAAUGUAAAAAAUUAAAGUUCGCAUAUAUUUUUCCACGCGCGGCUUUGCUCCAAAGCGAGAGGAAGACAGUCUAUAUAGUUUCAGUUCGGAUCUAAUAGCAUAAAAAAAUUUUCUAAAGAAGAUGCUCUUUGUUUUAAGAGUGACAACUGACAGAUUUUUGGAUUAGAUUUAGAAUGUUUAAUGGUACCGAUUAUUUUCAUGCGCAACAUGCAUAAGAUUAGACAUACCGUAAACUUUCGACUCACACAACUUCGUAAGGGGUUUUAGAAGGGUUAUUAGGGGCUUAUAUUUGGAAGGCUUGUAACCAAACUAAAAAAGGUGUUUCAAAACAAGCUACAAAGCAGUACUGAUCAUAAUUCUUCUUGAAUUUGAAUUCGUCUGGAUGGGUGCUGAUAUUCGGGAUGUGUGGGUGUGUGUGUAUGUUGGGGGGGGGGGGCUUAAAACCGGUUUUUUUUUGUUUACAGAUAGAUGGGCCCAUAAGAAGAUGGGGCUUUUAAGUGGGGGGGGGGGGUUAUAAUCGGAAGUUGACGGUAGUCUCAAGGGCAAAACGUUGGGAUCAAUAAGAAAAGUAUUGCAUGAUUGAAUCUGCGAGAAAAAUAUUGCAUCCGAAGAGCUCUUUUUGUAUUGUCUUUGAGACAGUAACUCCAUAUGACAUUUAAGGGUGAAUGAGUGAUAGAUAAAUUUUAGGAAGUAUUUGCCAAGGUAUAAAAUGGCCCAAGUUAACAAGUUAGCAAAUUGGGUUACCGAUUUUUAAAGAAACAGCAUAUAUAAUGUUUCUAGGCGAGGUUUUUAUUAAUCAAAAUGCCGAGAAAUUUGUUUUGUAUUGUGUUCUGCUCUUGUUCUUAGGCGGACCAUUACUUAAUAUUAACACAAUCCUCAUCCUCGGAGACCCAGGGGCAGAUAGGGGGCAAGGGAAAGACUAAACGGACGGAAAAAAAUGGCGCAAAGAAAAGUAAAGAACGGCGAGCUCUUCUCGCCGUUCUUUACUUUUCUUCGCGCCAUUUUUUCCCGCCCGUUUAGUCUUUCCCUUGCCCCCACUAUCUGCCCCUGGGUCUCCGAGGAUGCAUAAUCCUUAGAUCCAAGAGUAGCAUUUUCAUUUCCCUCGUUGUUAAAUGUAAAUAUAUGUUAGGUUUAUAACCAGGUCUCGUUUGUUUAGGAUGAAAGGUUGCGAAAAUGGUUUUGCUAGCCUGUGUAUUGAGAGUUCAGUUAUUAGAUUUUAACUUAUACUAAUCGUAGAGUUUGCGUAAUUCAGCGUUGGCAACUGUUUCAAGAGCUUUAAAAUUUUUGUCAGCAUAGUGUAUGUUGUUAUCGUAACCGAAAAGAUAGAGUUCGAGUUUUGUAGGGCACUGGUGAAUAACAUUAACAUGCAACAAAAAGAGAAGAGGACCUAAAAGGGAAGCUUGAGGAACUCAUAAGCUGAUUAUGGCUUUGCUCAUAUGUGCUCAGUCGCCAAUUUGAGAUGUUUGAGUACACCUGUUUAGAUAUGAGGAAAACAAUUAAUUGAUGAAUCCUAGAAACCCGUAAGAGUUACGUUUGUCUAGCCUUGUGAUGUGGUCAACGAUGUCAAAAGCUUUUUAUGAGGUGAACAAAGACACCGCAAGAAAAUAGUUCUUGAUUAAUAUUGGCCUCCCAGGGGCUAAUUUGGCAUGUUGAGUGGAUUUCCUGUGCGAUCGCCGUACUUGGAAACGUAUAGUGAAGUAGAUUGUAUUCCUUUACGCAAUUCAUCAUUCACCCAUACAUAAGCCUUUCAAAUAUACUGUUGAAGUCUGACAAUCAAGAUAUGGAUCUGGGUCCGUCGUUGCAUUUAAAUACAGGUACAAUUGUAGACAUUUGCAAUUUUGAGGGGUAUCUUCCUAGGUUAAUAGACAUACUGGGUAAUGAGUAUUUUGGCACUGAAACAUUAAUUAAAUUAAAAAACGUUAACUCCUCCUCAAGUGUUUCAGGAUUGUCUAUGGUGUUUUGUCUGUUGUGACCAGUUACAGAAAAGGACAGGGGUCGCGAACAAACCACAAAGCCACAAACUAUUCUUCCUACAUAUUUUAUUCGCUGCAAACUUAGCUCUUGGCCAGGGCCGAGUUGUUCAAAGCUGGGUUAAGAUAGCCUCGGGGUUAGUGCGAGAUUUGAAUCAGAUUUGAAAGCUUAAAAAGCAGUUCAGUUUUAAUUCUUUUUGUCUACAAGUUGAUGAUUGGAAGCUAUAAAUAACACAGAUAAUUAUCUCAGAAAAUGCUUUUGAACACAAGAAAGAGAAACCCGGGUUAAAUUUAACCCCGGGUUAAGCGCUGAUCGGCCUUCGAACAACUGGGCCCAGUGCAACGAAAUUCGGUGGAAGCCGUACGCCGGUGCCCCUUCCAGCAGUGUCGUCAAAUGUAGCUGGUAAAAUAUCCAAGCUUUAGUUAGAGCAUUCGAUUUCUAUUCAUCAAUAAAAACGGUUUUUACAAAAGCUUGAAUUCCCAAAUCAAAGUUCUUGUCGAACUGAGAAACACCGGUAAUUUUCUUCUUUGGUUUUGUGGUCAGCAAUUUUCAACUGUGUAGGUUUUGUCUUUCUGAAUAUGUUCUACUUGAAAGCUUAUAGCGACGGCUUUAUCCAAAGUAUUGUCAUUUUAAAAAAUAAAGGACUUUUUAUUUUUGAAACUGCAAUAGUUGUUUUUUAAAUUGGAAAGUUUUUGGAGAUUUUGUAUUAAUGAGCUGACAAUAUCAUCUUCCGCGGAGUAGAUACAUUAUUCCUUAGUAUUUGCCUAUACGGGGAGACGCCGCCCGAAAGGGGUAUCUUUUUAAGCCUCAGAAAUAUGAAGGGGUGACCAUUUCUUUAGUUGAAGUAUCUACAAAGGGAAGGGAAAUCUGUCACUUCGGUCUGUAAAAAGGCUAAAAAAGGACAAACAGAAGCAUUUUACUACCAGUGAAGAAGUCCCCAAAACUUUUUGGUUUUGUGACUUAUUCAUAUAUCAAAGACAGUGCAUUUACAGCAAUUUAAAGGGAUGCAGAGCUCCAAGCUAGGUCGCAGCUGUCCUCUCUUGGCUACGUAUGUGAAACGGGUACCAUUUGCCGGCAAUAGGAGGUAAACGAGAGGGGUACCUUUUCUGUCAAAAAUGGUAAAAAAGGAGUUAGACCUUUGGGCGGAGCAUCCCCGUAUAAAACUUUGUUUAUCCCCCGAGCUCAUGAUCUGUGGUCUGCAUGGGUGUUUUCCUCCCGUGGUUUAAUCAGUCCAGGUGACAAUCGUAAUACACCUCGGGACGCUUUUUUCUCAUGAAGGAAAAAGGCGUUUUCGUUAAAACGCUCAAUACGGCUUUUUUAUUAUUAUUUGCGCGCACACCGAUAACCUAUUCCUUGUAAAGAUACUGGAGACGAGUUGCCCAAAGGAUUGGUCAGAUUCAGGCUUUAAUCCCAACCUCCCCUCCCCUCCAAGAGCAACAGUUUUUCACAUCGUCACGUGACCAAAAUAGUUCACGGCCGCAACAAGCCGGCGGAAGGUCAAUGAGGUUCUUGCACUCGCUUUAUUGAGCCUUUUGCCUCACUCAAGGUAUGUAUAACUUCUUUACUUAAAGAAAUACAAGGUAGAGCUUAUCUUUAGGCAGUGGAAUAGAGUAAUUCACGCUUAUUCUCCGAUCGCUUAGCUCGACCAUAGUCUCCAUCUAUACGUACUCCGCCGUCACAUUUAAGCUUACAUUAAUAUUUGUUUCGAAAAUUUUGAUUUUCAAGUUCUCUGAUUACUUUAUCAUUUAAAUGCAAGCUUUACAUCAAGAAAUGUUUAUUUUUUUCAGUUUGAGGCCUUAUUUGCCGUAAAUAAACAAAUGGGAUACUGUUUAUGUCUUGCAUAAUUAUGCAUAGCUAACUUGUGAGGAAAGGGAAGGGAAAGGUGGGGGGGGGGGGGGGGGUAGAGCCUGUAGACAAACAUUUGAGGCCGCUAUUCCGCCCUCUUGUAAUUAUCCUGCCAAUCGUCUGUCAGUAAGAUCGUUAUCUGUCAAUCAAUUUUGCACAUGGACAAAUCAGAGGAAAAUGAGCGGUGUUUUGCUCCAUCUGAAAACAGAGUGAAAAUGGAGCGCGAGUGUCAUUGUCCAUUUUGCAAAAAGGCGUUGAUCUCCGGUAGGAGAAUUAAUACGAUGCUGGUCUUUGGCAUUUCAAGAAAUAAGACCUUGCUGGUUGACAGUGGUCAAGACAGCGUUGUACUAGCGCUUGCAAGCAUUUGAAUCCUUAAGAUUUCCACUUGAGCAACGAGAAAGCUUUUCUGAUUUAAGCUGCUUAACUUGUGCACAACAGGCUGUUCAUCUUGCUAGUUCAGUUUCUAAUUUAACAAGCCCUUGCAGUGAGCGAACUUGGAAUGUGAAAGGUACAGGUACUAUCAUCUUCUCCAGAAUGUGAAGCUCCGAAGACCAGUACAAAGAGAUCAACAGCGCUUCAAUCGCCGACAGGAAUUACACCUUUGGGUAUUUAUAGGUAGGUCUUCACGGCUUUUACCUCAUGCCAAACUGCUGCUUGUUCCCACAAGUUUUUUCCUCUGCUGGGUAGAUUAUACUCUGGAAGGUUCUACAUUUUCACUGAGCAAAUGUGAUUUUAGCCGCUUGUAUCUCACUGAGAGGUCAUGGCACACAUAUCGAUUUACUGUGGUUUUUGUUUCUGGUUGGCAGGAUUUGCCUUCUGAUGCAAGAGCAUUAUUUCUCUUUGACCUCUUUUGAAGUUUAAAGCUUUUUAUUGUAGGUGCAUGAAUAAGGGUCUUACUUUUCUCCAAAGUGCCUUCUGGAUCUGAAUAACUAAGCGAUAUACUUUGGUCCGUGAAUGUAAUGUUUUUCUGCAAUGUUGUAUCAUGCUGGGCCCAGCUCGUUAGUUUUCUUUGCAGAAUGUUUAAAAAUUAUCGCGUAUAGUGAUUUACAGAUCCAAAAUUAUAAGGUUGAAGUGCAGCUUAAACCGAAGCAGCAUGCGCAUCGACUAUGGAGAAUUUCAUUGUGACUCGGUAAACUUCAACUUAGUGUUUUUCUAAAGAUAGUGUGAGUCUUUUGUCUGGAGCGCGUAGUUCAUGCCUUGGUUAGUAAAUAGCUUUUGGAUAAGCUUAUCAGUCUUUGGACUGUUUUGUUAUUGCCACUUUGUGAUCAAAUCGCGUGCUACGUGCCGACCGAAAAGCCGAUGUCAAUCAACAGUCAGUGUUCUCGCCAAUAGUAGCUUGCAUCAGGAUCUGAUGCACAGUGGGUGCCGUGGAACGGUGGUCCCAAAUGUUUGUCUACAGGCCUUUUCGCUUUUCCCUCUCCCCAGUUCCCCACUCGACCAAAGGCCUGUUCACAGGCUAAUGCAUAAUGCGUUAAUGCAUAAUGCAGGGUUUCAAUAAUAAUUUAAGUAGCCAGCAGGUUUGAAUAGAGUAACCGACUGUACCAACUAGGGGCUGUUAGUUCCCUUCUUCUAGGGGGUCUGGGAGCAUGCUCCCCCCAGAAAAUUUUGGAAUUUCAAACCCCUAAAAUGCGAUUUCCAAUGUUCCAGGGACUAAAGUGUAAACAGAAGAGCGUGUUUUUCAUUCAAGAAAAUAUAACUUUCAUUCAUGUUUAAUCAUAGCCGCACAAUCAAUUCUUACUAGCAAUGAACAAAUGUCAAUAUUCAAAAUUAAGUACAAUUUGCACAUAAACAAAUUCUGUGUAAACCUACAAAGAAAGACCCAAGAAACGUGGGAAAAAUUAACUGAAAUACAGAACAGCGUUUGUGUAACCAAAAGCGCUUCUGGUGUAACUAAAGCAUAACAUAUCAGUGGACCUUGACAGCAAAUCAUAAUGAACUUACGUUUUAAUUCUGAUUUAAUGAUAUAUUUUUUGUUUACGACAUUUUUAAAACUCAUGAAUUGCUUCUUUUUUGGGGAAAAAAGUAGCCGACUACUCUGAGCAAAGCAGCCGACGCAUUUCAUCGGUCGUUGGUGCUUAUUGAAACCCCUGCUAAUGCAUUGUAUAACCGGCCUGGUUGGAUCCACUUAAGAUGAGAAAGUUUCAUUCAUUUUAUUAACAAAAGUGCUUCUACCUCUGCAGUGGCAGAUCCAGAUCUUCAGAAAAGUGGGGGUGGGCCCAGUCAUCCAGACCCUGAGGUAAGGGGGGGAGGGGGGCAGUCUUAGGUGCCGGUCUCACAAAAAAUUUUUUCCGUCCUUUUCCCAGUCCUGAGCCUCUCCUCUGGAUUUUGUUGGGAGCAAAAAUAUAUGCGUCAAUGCCUAAUUAAAAUCUUUAAGUCACUACUUUUAUUAGCAUUUCAAUCUUUUCCUUUGAAAUUGGUCAGUAGUGCCUCUGCAUGUCACUUGAAACAGGGGCUUUGGUUAAAAUUCUGCCCCCUUCCCGUUAAGCAUGGGCCCCCUAAUUCCCUCCCCCAAACCCCCUCCCCUAAAGGACUAUGGUUAUCAAAUUCCACCACCUCCACCACUUGAGAUGGCAAAGGUUUCAAGCCCAAUUGCAUAGAACAGCCACUUGGGUACUGACCACUCAUCAUAAAACAGAAUAAAACACUUAUAAAUCAGCUAUGGCUACUCUUAAGGUACUCUUUUAAAAUGUUAUUGAAUAGAACAUACUUCCUGCCUUAUGGGGUACAAUGUAACUGUCUUAGAGGCUCAUUUUAAGGUACCUUUAACUUUGUCAUAGUUACUUAGUUUGUAAAAUGACUGACUCACUUUUAUAUCUGAUGUACAGCUGUGAACUAUCAGUAGGUUUAUAAAUGGAGCUGUAGAUCAAGUGAGGGGCAGCUUCAUCUGUUUUCUAAGAAUUUUCAUAUUGGCUUCAUGUGCUUCAGUCCAUGGUUGUUCGUCAUAUGUCUUCUCAAUGUCCUAUUCUCUAUCUCAUCUUUCAAUAACAUUGUCCAACUAAUAUGCAGAAAGGCUCCUCCAAAAUAAUAAUACUGGGGAGGGAAGAGUACCAGCAACUGAACAGUGAUGCUGAUGAAAGCAAUGAAAACAGCUGACUAAAACAUGCUGAAUUUGCAUGAUCCCUUUUUUUCUUUUCAUUUUACUUUUUAAUUAAACUUACUUUUUUAUUCAUUUGUGCAAAUUAUUGAUUGUGUAUUCAUUUUAGGCAAUGACAUCAAAGAUACCAGAGUGUUCAGUCUGCUUUGAACAUUACAAUGACCAAAGCAAGUGUCCUCGGCUUCUGAGUUGUGGACACAGCUUCUGCUCAAGCUGUCUGGAGAGACUUCUCCAUGGUAACACCAUUGAUUGUCCCACAUGCACAAAUCUGGGUGCUGUUCCUACUAGAGUGGAAGGACUGUUAAAGAAUUUUGCAUUAUUGGACAUUGUGAAUGACACACCCAACGAAAAUGUUGGGAGUAAUACAGGCUCACAUGAUUGUGAAGCUUGUGGUGAGAAGCACGCUGCAAAUUUCUGCUGCCUUGACUGCAAAGAAAACAUGUGCAAAACUGCGGCUCAGUUUCAUACCUGUAACAAGGCAAGUCGCGAUCAUCAAGUUGUCUCCCUUGAGGAACUGGAAGCAAACCCUCAGCUUGCUUCUGUUUCCCUUAUAUACCAAAAACACAAUGAUAAAUUCCGGUUUUUGAUGAGAAAUGUCAUGCAGUUUGUAGGGAAUACGUCGCUCUUGAACACUUUGGUCACUUGUGUUCACCACUUGCUGAAGCUGCCUCCGAGUAUGGAAAUGAAGUGA
Molecule: messenger RNA, 16586 nt
Organism: Porites lobata
Lineage: Eukaryota; Metazoa; Cnidaria; Anthozoa; Scleractinia; Poritidae
Source: the annotation of a GenBank genome assembly